This is a messenger RNA of Leishmania mexicana MHOM/GT/2001/U1103, 1428 nucleotides long. RefSeq lists its product as hypothetical. Gene Ontology annotation, molecular function: protein binding. Lineage: Eukaryota; Euglenozoa; Kinetoplastea; Trypanosomatida; Trypanosomatidae. The coding region runs from base 1 to 1428 and encodes 475 amino acids. The record is from RefSeq and is a predicted model, not a curated record. The transcript has a single exon. Gene Ontology annotation, biological process: protein homooligomerization.
AUGCCGGUCACCAACGGUAAGCGGUCGCGCGACGAUUCUGGCGCGCCGGUGGAUGAGGCGGCCACGCGCGACACGGCCCGGUACGCCUUAGAGGCUAAGGACGCCGCCGCAACGCCGCUGGACCGCGUUGUUGUUCUUAACGUCGGUGGCACGAAAAUAACUACGCUGCAGUCCACGCUGUGCUCUUCGCCAUCACUACUGGCACAGUGGGCAGAGAACAACUUCCAGGAGUUCCCACGUGACUUGCAAGGCCACCCGUUUCUCGACCGCGACCCGGAGAACUUUGUGCAUAUCCUCAACUACCUGCGUGGCUACGGGCUGCCGAACAAGGCCGACGACCUUGUCGUCGUGGCCGAGGAUGCAGAGCUGUAUCAGCUGGAGUCGCUGAAGCGCGAGAUCGGUCUUGACCCUCCGUCGAUGUGGCGCUUUACACCGGGCCCCGGCAUCCGCGACGACGGUGUGGAGUUCUCGACGUCGGACAUACUCGACUUGUGUGGUACGGAGCCACUUUCCACCGGCCUUGCCCACACAAUCGUCUUCCGCGUCGACAAGUGCGAGCUCGUCUCCAUCGGCGUCGUUGCCUUUAAGGAGAUUCAGCACGACAUGCAGAUUCGCCGUCAGAAAAACACUGUGUGCUACUGCAACACAGGGGAGUUGGUGCGCUACUGGUCCGCGGAUGCGCUCUAUGAGCAGGGCGUGUUGUACAAGAGCCAGGAUGAGAUCACUGUCCGUGUGGAGUUUGCCCAGCCUGGCGUGCCGCUGGAGCCACCGUCCGGUGCCAAGGCCAUGGAGCACCUGCCGCCGCCUCUGCAGCCUGCGCUGACUCUCUCGGCGACACCGUUGCCAGCGAGCGUCGCGAGCACUAGCGCGCUCAGCAGCAGCAGCGUGGUGCCAAGCCGACCUAUGCCGCUGGUGAUCGACGCGAGCGUGGCGAUGACGAACGCCAGCAGUGGCGCCGAGCCGCCGAUCACGUCCCCAGCUUUCCAGCCUGGAUCCUCAUCGAUGGACGUGGGCAACAACCGCCCUCUGCAACAGGGCAGCAGCCCCCCCAUGACAAUGCCCGCGAACCCGACCGCGCUGCCACCCCCGCAGACUCUGGGCGGCUCUGGAGGAGGCACGGCAGGCACGGCCACGGCGACCACACCCACCAGCGGCCCCUCAGCUGCCCCCGCGUCAGCUCCGGGAGUGGCACCGGCGUCGCCGUUGCUUCCCUUUGCUCCUGUUGUCCUCGACCCUGAAGACCCAGACGCGACUGUCGGCGCCAUCGUGACAUUUUUCAAAGGCGAUCGCGAGGUGUGCCGCGCGCGUUGGCCCGCCCCUGUGCCCCCGCUGCAGUUUGCGGUGAGCAUGCAAGGCGCCUCUGCUGUGUCGAUCCUCAAGACAACCUCUGUCAGCGCCGAUGCUGUCGGGAUGGAGAGCGAGGACUAG